GGCUUGGGGGGGAACGACUCCGGGGGCGGGGUUAGUGGACAGCCUCGUGGCAGUCUCGAGACUCUGCUGCCCAGCAGGAAGGUGUCAUGUCUGCAGGUUUCCAACCUAAGCCGUUCCAUGAUUCCUGCCUUCUCCACGCCUGUCUGAAGGUCACCCUGUCAGGGUCCCAUUUUUCGACGUGCCUUUUUGAAUGCCUCUGCAAUAAAGAUGUCUCACCACAUGAUGAACAGCUCCACGUUGCCGACCACACAUCCUGAACAUCACCAUUCCACAGCGUCUCCGGGAGGUGGUCAUGGAUCUGGGAUGAUGAUGAUGGCGAUGACUUUCCACUUCAGCUACGAGAAUGUGCCCUUGCUGUUUUCUGGUCUUACAAUCAAUACUCCUGGAGAAAUGGCUGGUGCUUUUGUGGCCGUCUUCUUCCUAGCCAUGUUCUAUGAAGGCCUUAAGAUUGCCCGGGAGUGUCUGCUCCGCAAAUCCCAGGUCAGCAUUCGCUACAACUCCAUGCCAGUGCCAGGUCCCAAUGGCACCAUCCUGAUGGAGACGCACAAAACUGUUGGGCAGCAGAUGCUGAGCUUCCCUCACCUCCUACAGACUGUACUACACAUCAUUCAAGUCGUGGUCAGUUACUUUCUUAUGCUGAUCUUCAUGACGUACAACGGAUACCUCUGCAUAGCUGUGGCAGCAGGGGCAGGGAUGGGUUAUUUCUUCUUCAGUUGGAAAAAGGCAGUUGUUGUGGAUAUCACUGAGCACUGCCAUUAAUACUGGAACUGCCCAGAAGCUCCUCCAUCCCACUGCUCUCUUAAAAUGCAGCCAUCAUGAAGACUGGAUCAUCCUAAGCUGAAAGAAAAGACAUAACAAACGUCUGCUGGAGUUCACCACAGGUUCCUAGCUGGGGUGCAGGGAUGUGAGAAACUGGGAUAUGCAAGACCCCCAUGCUGCACGUGGGCAGCUCAGGAGUCCCACAUUAGCUGUCCUUGGCUAGGAUUUGCUUUAGUCUCAGAUUAUGCCAUGGCAGAAAUGUAGAGUUUAUUCUUUUUUUUUUUUUCUUUUUUUUUAAAAAAAGAAACAUUUUAUUCUAAAUUGUAAAUGCUUGUCUGUGAGGAUUUUAUGAACAAUAGUUAAAAAUGGGCAUCACCAAUGGAGCCAAUGUGUGCAAAUGGCUAUUUUGUAGCCUAGUUUAAUAUUACAUAUUAAUAAUAUAAUAAUAUAUAAUAUUAGUUUAAUAUGUACACAGUGCCAGUGGAGAUCUCCCUGCCAUUGUGGCUUUUGGGGCCAAUGACACCUUCUAACACAGAGGUUUGCAGAGGAAGACGUGCUGCUCAUCAGACACACUCAGGUCUGUUCCAGCGAGUGAGAACUUGGACAGAAGUAUGUGAGCCCUGUGCUCUGGGGGGUCGAGAUGAGUCUGUCCUCCAAGCCCACCACAGUAUGAAUGUUGCUAGAUUUCAGAUGCAUUUUACUCAGUGGUUUUACUCAGCUUCAAGUGCUAACAUUUCAGUUUGGCUGCUUUCACAUCUGAAUCGUUGCAAUGUAUGGGGUAGGUGCAGGACAAAAAUUGCAUAUUUACAGGGCAAGAAGAUUUUAAAUAGACCAAUGAACCUGUAUUAACUUCAGGUUCGGUUGCACCUGGAUGUGUCUAGAGCUAGACUUCUAGCUUACUAAUACUAAUUCUGUAAAUGAAGCAAGAGAUAAAUAUUAAUUUAAUUACACUAAAAGCUAAAAUGUCAUAACAGGGUGUUUCUUGAGUAAAAUGAGUGAAAUAAAAUAACUGUGUUCCUGUAAGAGAGAAAUUUGGGGAAGAAAGAAACAUUGGGACUACAGCAGUCCUUUGUUAAUUCAGUUAAUUUGGAGUUGCUCGGGCUGAUUUUAAAAAAAAUUAAUGUCAAAAGUAAAUGACUCCUUAGUAAUCAUGCUGUGACUUUGUUAGCUCGGAGGUGCAAGAGUUGACAGUACCAAUGGUGGGCACUUGUAGUAGCACAGUCAAGAACUUUCCGUUCAGGCUGUGAGCUUUAUACACAUUUCACAGGCAAACCAGGGUAACUUUCUGGAUGGAUGAGGCCCAGAAAUUGCUUUGGGAGCAGUUUUGUUUUAGCACUUAGUUGUUAAACUGCUCGUGUUGCAGAAAGUUAGAGUACAGUGCAAAGCAGAAGACUCUUCUGUCCAGGAUUCCCAAUUUCUGCCUGUAAAUGGCAGAAAAGGGGGAUACUGGUAUUUUUUAGAUGGCUAAGGCAAAACAGGCACCACUUGGACUGAUAACUAGGAUGUGCCAUGUGAGAACAGGAAAUCCUUUUAAGUGUCUGGGCACGCGCAGUAGCAGUUCUUUUCUCUGAAGGUGCUACUAGUCACACUGUUAACAGCAGCAGAGUAAGGAAAGCUGACCUUUGUGAAGAGGGGUUUAGGCUCCUUUAGCCUGUGUGCCUUAUGCAGCCAGGCCCAGCCUUCUGUCUGUGCUGCUCCUGCUGCCACCAGUGGAGCCUAAUUUCUUUGCAAGGCAGCAGGAAAUCUGUGGCUGCUGCUGCUGGGCAUCCUGCUCAGUUCUUGAAUUGCACCACCUCAAGUUAGCCUUCCUGUGGGUGGCCCCAGGCAUUUAAUUGUCUGCCUUGUUUUCUUUGGGCAGUGCAAAUACUGAACAAAGGAGAAGAAUUAAAAGCAAGCUCAGCUUUAUAGUUUCUUUCUGUAGCAAAUUUGCAUCUGAUUGAAAGAAGCUUUCACAGAAAAGUUCUGGACACCUCCUGACAAAUAGGAAAAGCUCUUCCAGAUCUCUGGAGGGAGUUAUGUAUAGAGCAGGCCACAGAAGGACAUAGGUAGACCAUAGGAUGCUCUUUUUUCUGCAUCUGUCACAAAGGAAAAAACUGAGUCUCUAAGCAAUCCUAUUUCUCUGUGAGAGUGGAAUACAGGCUCUUCAAUCUCAGUGUGUGAGCUGCGAGGACAUCUUAGUGCCUGUGAGUGAAACACAGCAGGGUGUUGGAGUUGGCUGUGUUCUGAAAGAGGGAGAGACCUGUCCUGUAGAGACCUCAUCUCUGGUUUGAGUUCAGAGCUGAUGUUCUCAGCACCAGUCUGUGGUUUUCCUUGAACAAGCUGUUGCUGUUGCAGGGAUGUGUGACUGUAGUGUGUCAUGUACCUCUUCCUAUAUCAUUCUCUAAAAUAAAACUUAUGCUUGACUUGAUCUUGCUAUCAGUGAAGCUUUUUAGCCACCUUUCCUUUUGCAUUCAAGUGUCCAGACUUGAAUUCUCUGAUUAUUCCAAUCAGAGAAGGAUAAAUUGGGGACUAUGCAAUAGCUGUGGCUUUUACAAUAGAAGUUCAAUUCUGCUAGCUUUUCUGCAUCAUUGUACAUGCAUCCUCCCUUGAAAUCAUCUCUCUCUUGAUGAGUAACUGUUGACAAUCCAGAAAAGCCAUGUACCUCCCUGCACCCCAGCCUCCCUCAGGCCCACCAGAUGCCACCAGCUGCUCUGUUGGCCCAGCCUGCUGUUUGCUUCCCCAAACUGAGCAAAACCUGGCCACCCUGAUGAUGACUUGCACUGACUGCGUUUGAUGCAGUCCUGGCCUUUAUGCUGGCUGUAUUUAAAGCUGUCCUGUUGUUAACACUAAACUUGUGUUGAGUGGUGCUUGGAGGGAGAUGAGGACUCUAAUGAUUAUUAGAACCGAGUAAAUUCUAUUUGUAUGCCAAUAUAUGUAGCAUGCUUAGAAUGUGAUUCCCAUGUCUGUCUCUGCGUGCACCCUGAUGUUUUGUCCUGACACGCUGUGCCUCUGGAUUACCAGCUUGGAAGAAAUGCACAGGGUAUCCAGGCUGUGUUCAUCUGUGGGCUUCUGUUGUUUUUCUCCCAGUGCCUUCUCAGUUGAUCUGGAGCUAGUCCCAACAGAUCCAAAAGGAUGGAUAGUUUUGUUUACAGUGGUCUGUCACUUUUGAUUUUACUCUUGCUCUUUGUGAAGGUAACUUGUCUAGUAACAUAUCAAAGAUCUCCUGUAUAUAAUUAACUAAUAAAAUAGAUUGCAUUUUA
This is a messenger RNA of Centrocercus urophasianus (Greater sage-grouse), 3998 nucleotides long. It is a transcript of the gene SLC31A1, whose product is annotated as solute carrier family 31 member 1. Gene Ontology annotation, biological process: copper ion transmembrane transport. The transcript has 6 exons. Gene Ontology annotation, cellular component: membrane. Gene Ontology annotation, molecular function: copper ion transmembrane transporter activity. Lineage: Eukaryota; Metazoa; Chordata; Aves; Galliformes; Phasianidae. The record is from RefSeq and is a predicted model, not a curated record. The coding region runs from base 208 to 759 and encodes 183 amino acids.